CUUCUCUAGCGGUUAAUUUUUUAAAUCCACCUCUCUCAUUGGUUUUCAUGCAACAAAACAAAACUUUGUGUUGGACGGGAAUUUGCCGCAAAACGGAGAUAAAAUGACCCUCACGUCAAAGACUCCAUGUUUCAAGUCCAAGUUCAUCACUGCGGAGCUGGCUCAUCUGUUCAGUCAGUCAGACAGCGAGGAGGAGUUUGAAGGCUUCAGCGAGGAUGAGGAAGAAGACGGAGGAUGUUUUAACAAACCGUUAAAGAAAAGGAUGGUGGAUUCCGAGGAGGACAGCGACGUAGACACGGGCUUCUAUUCUGAUGGCGAGGAGGACCCCCCAAAGAGGAAGAGUCUUCUAGUAGCCCUGAGGUUUCCAGUCAAAAGACUUUCGGCCCCCAAGCAGGAACCACAAGAGAAAAAUGUCAAAAAUCCAGUCAAAGAAACUCGCUCUUCACAGAGAGGCAGAGGAAGGCAGAGGAUGAAGCAGCAACAGCAGGAUGAAGAAAAAGAGGAGGAGGAGGAGGAAGACAACAAAGAGGAGGUCCAGUCUCAGAGCCUAAGGAAACGAGACAAGAACAUCAAGGAAAACAAGGCCAUGCUGGCUAAGCUGUUUGCUGAUCUGAGCACCAUGGCUGACUUGACUCUGCCCACCACCCCUCAAAAGAAGAGGCGAGCACCAGAGAAAGCAACUCCACGGAAACGCAAGUUUGAACCAGAGAUGGGGUCAGAAAGGAGAAACCCAUCCCGUAAGGCUCGCCCUCCCGAGAACUUUGCGGUGGAGGAAAAGAGCGAGCCACUCACCCACAGAAGCCCCAGGACUGUAGACCUAAAGAGACUGGUGGAGGUGGACGAGGACCAUAUCAGUGAGGGACGAAAGAGGAAGAGACACAGUUCCAAGAGGAGCCAGUAUGUUGUGAGGUCGGUCGACGAGAUCACCAAAGACGACCUGGACAACAUAGCAUACCGCAGCAAGGACAAGAUCUGGGACAAGGAGAAUGGCAGCUCGUGUCACCAGUGCAGACAGAAGACUCUGGACACCAAGACAGUGUGUCGCAGUGGUUUCUGUGUGGGAGCCAAAGGUCAGUUCUGUGGGCCGUGCCUGAAGAACCGCUAUGGAGAAGAUGUACGCAUUGUGCUGCUCGACCCGACUUGGUCGUGUCCCAUCUGCCGUGGGAUGUGUAACUGCAGUCUUUGUCGUAAGAAGGAGGGCCGCUGUGCUACCGGCAUCCUGGUGGGAUUGGCCCGCUACAACGGCCACGACAACGUCCAUGAGUACUUGGAGAGCAUUCAAAAGGAACUGCAGUGAAGUCCAGAGAGAAGACCAGAGAGGAGAACCUGCUUUUACAGGCAGUACCUGGAGCAGUCUCUGGUGCUGCACAUUACUGUAGAACUCCUUUUAAUGCACAUUUUUAGAUUUAGCUCAACCUUUUUAUCUAACUAGAGAAACAAAAUCAAAAACAUGUUUUUCACCUUAACACAAGGCACAUACACUGUUAAUAUGUUUUAUAUAUCCUGAUUUAAGGCUGCAUAAGAUGCAGGGAUGUUUUUAUUGUUUAAAACAGUCGUCAGUUUUGUUUUGUAUAUUUUUCAUUUGAAUAUUUCUACUCUUCGUGUUCACUAGAGAAAAUGUAAGGGUCAAUAUUUUCUGUGUUACGGAUGCAAAAGAAGCCUUUUAUACCAACUACUUUUUUUAAGUGAGUAACUUUGCAACGUUCUUGUCAGUCCACUGUAAAUUUGAAUAAAGAAUGGCAAUAU
Molecule: messenger RNA, 1746 nt
Organism: Morone saxatilis (striped sea-bass)
Lineage: Eukaryota; Metazoa; Chordata; Actinopteri; Moronidae
Gene: cdca7b
Product: cell division cycle associated 7b
Exons: 10
Coding region: 104-1297 (397 amino acids)
Biological process (GO): regulation of DNA-templated transcription
Cellular component (GO): nucleus
Source: RefSeq, a predicted model, not a curated record